UUUGAGAGUAGCGGAAUACGUAUAUUUAUGUAGGUACCUACCUGCCUACUGCGAAGAGUUCAGUGUUUUCAUUUUCUGCGCCCGGUUUCUCUUCCAAAAUCAACGUUCAGUGUUUAAUUACUUUUUGUUAGGAUAUAUACUGCUCUUGUAAUCGUUUUUUAGAAAUGGCGUUAACUAAUGUGCUUUUGUUGAGCCAAAUAGCGGGGUAUUUGAUGGGCCUCAUACUGUCGCUUUGUGUUAUUGUUCCAAUGAGUAUGCACCAGGACGAAUUCAGUGGGAAUUGCUUGCUGUUCUCAAAAGGUGUAUGGCAAGAGGAUGGACAACUGCUAGUUUCAUGGGCCUCUAGAUUCUACUGCAACUAUGUUAUUCUAGUAGGAAUUCUCAUGUUCCUUGUGUGCUGCGUUCAGAUAUACAGACUCUCAAUGUUGGUGUACAAAGGGGAGGAUAGCUCAUUUCUGUCGGCAUUCUUGGAGGCUGUUGGAUGUACUGUGCUCUGCGGGCUUGGAGUCUCUGCUGCCCUGAUGGUUACUCUUGGUUUUAUGACUUGGUGUGAUAACAUCAUUGAACGGUUUCCUAGUUGUGAAGAUGCCACUGGUCAAGACAUAGAUACAAAAGAUAAAAUUUCAACUGUUGGUUUUUAUAUGGAGAUUGGAACAGCACAGUUUGGUGCAUGGGCAGCAUUCGCGACAUGGGUGGGUCUGGCUGUAUUUUCAACACUGAAAGUGUGUCGUUACCACCAGCUGCAGAACAUCCAGGUCUCGAUGUACCGGGAGCGACAGAGGCUUGUGAAUGAGAACGACUCGCAGCCAAGCUCUGAUGGACGGUCUACUCCUCCACAACAAUGAACUGUGAUAGUCAACCAUUUUCUAACAUAUUGAGAUUAUUUUAAAGUAACAAUUGUGGUGGGUAGUCAUCACACAACACUAGAUAUUUGACAGAUGCCUGAAUCUCGCUUACGAAAUUUUCAAGAUAAGCUCGCACAUAUACAAGUUCCGAACAACAACAUUCAGACCGUCGGUCUACCGAGCAAUAUCACCCGCUCUGUGGAAGAUCUUUCUUUUGUCGUAUACCCUCCACAUCAUAACUCUGGCAGACUGCUUUGACCAUGAACUUCGAUCCCCGUGUGCAAAACAACGUUCAAGUCUUCAGACCUUCUUGAUCUAAUUUGAUUCCAGCCAGUGGCCUGAGAGCCAGUCGAGGAGGAAUCAGCGAACAAACUCACGUGUAAUAUCAGUUUUAAUGUAUUAUUGUAUACUUGUUAAUUGAUGAGCUAAUGAUCAUGUAAUGAGCGACGGUGCCCUCUUACUAUCAGGCAGGCUUUAUGCUGCUUUGAAUGUUGAGCCAAAAUAAACCUAUUUUAAACCAAAUCUUGAAUGUAAUAAAUAAAUUACUUAUAGUUGUAAGGUCGUGCCCUUCAGCUCGCUUGACUGAUGCGAGACACAUUGUGAUUUUAAAUAUAAACAUUAUUUGUAGAUGUUAUGUAUCUUUUAAUAUAAAUUUUGUUCUUUAAAGUAGAGAUGAAACGGAUAUCCGAUAACUAUCCGGUCUAUCCGGCCAUGUUUUCACUAUCCGGCCGAAUACCGGAUAGUAAAACAGUAUCCGGCUGGAUUUCGGAUAGUAAAAUUUAAGAAAAUCUCAUGGUUAUACAAAAGGCAAAUAAUACCACAAUAGGUUAUGGACAACUUUUAUUUUUAUAAUCGCACGUCAUAAGUGAUUGUUUUAUCAAUUAGUUUGUUUAAUAUUCAAAAUGAACAAGUGGCAAAUUCUGGUGAAUGAAUACCAAAUCGUCGUUGUACCGAGUCGUCACGAUCUCCGCCCACGAGCGACAACACCCGAACGCGCUCGAGUAUUUCCGAAAGGGCCGAACAUCCGGCGCUUCGGCCUCGCAGCUUGCCGAAUAUUCGGUAUCCGGCCAAACCACUAUCCGUUUCAUCUCUGCUUUAAAGCGUGUAAAUAAGUCAGAUUAAACUGAAAAAUAUUAUUAUUAUGUAAAUGAUAAAUAAAUUAUUUAAUAUGA
Bombyx mandarina (wild silkworm) is the source of this 2017-nucleotide messenger RNA. Its product is annotated as transmembrane protein 179. The record is from RefSeq and is a predicted model, not a curated record. NCBI's taxonomy places the organism in Eukaryota, Metazoa, Arthropoda, Insecta, Lepidoptera, Bombycidae.